UGCAGGUGUCGGUUAGUAUGAAAAAUGCUGUGCCUGCGACGAGUUCAGCGAUCGGGUGCACUGCGUCAGCUUCGCUUGUUCAGUGGCCAGCCGCAAGGCGAUGUCCUUCCCAAGAGCUGCGAAGUCCUGAUCAUCGGUGGCGGUGGCAUGGGCGCCUCCUCCGCUUUCUGGCUCAAGUCCCGGGCCCUGCAGCUGGGCCGCAAGCUCAAUGUGCUGGUGGUGGAGCGCGAUGCUGGAUACACCAGCGCUUCUACAGUUCUCUCUGUGGGCGGAGUUCGCCAGCAGUUCUCCCUGGCCGAGAACAUAGAGAUGUCGCUCUUCGGCUACAAUUUCGUGGUUAACUGCGGCGAGCAUCUGGGCGAUGUGGAUCUGUGCUACCAGCCGAACGGCUACCUGAUCCUGGCCUCCGAGAAGGGAGCCCACAUCCUGGCUCAGAACUCUAGACUGCAGAACAAGCUUGGAGCUCGAAACGAGCUGCUUGGCCCGGAGGCACUGCGUCAGCGGUUUCCGUGGUUAUCCACAGAGGGCGUGGAGUUGGGAUGCCACGGUAUAGACAAGGAGGGAUGGUUUGAUCCGUGGGCCCUGCUCAUGGGCUUCAAGAAGAAGGCCCGUGCUCUGGGCGCGAAUUUUGCGAACGGCUCAGUGGUGGGUUUCGAGUGGAACGAUUCGGGCGCCCUUUCUGGAGCUGUGGUCGAUGACGGAGAUGGAGUUCAGCGGACGGUGAGGUUUGACACAUGCGUCCUGGCAGCGGGAGCUCACUCGGGUCAGGUGGCGCGUCUGGCAGGGAUUGGUGAUAAGGGAGCAAAGGAGGCUUCCCUGAAAGUGUCCUUGCCGGUGGAGCCUCGCAAGCGAUACGUCUAUGUGCUCAGCACUCAAGGGCGGAAUUGUCCUGGGCUAGCCACACCUCUGACCGUCGAUCCGGAUGGCACCUACUUUCGGCGGGACGGACUUUGUGGUAACUUCCUGUGCGGGCGCAGUCCGAACGAAGACGAGGAGCCCGAGUGCGAAACGCUGGACGUGGAUCAUGGGUACUUUGAAUCGGAUGUCUGGCCCACACUGGCAAACCGAGUACCUGCCUUUGAGUCGGUGAAGAUACAGAGCAGCUGGGCGGGCUUCUAUGACCACAACACAUUUGACGCAAACGGGAUUAUUGGCAGACAUCCUCAUUACAGCAACCUCCUCAUUGCCGCGGGAUUCAGUGGGCACGGCAUUCAGCAGACUCCCGCCGUGGGUCGAGCCAUUUCCGAACUCAUUUUGGACGGCAAGUUUACCACCCUGGAUCUGUCGCGCCUCGGCUUUGAACGACUUGUGAACCAACAGCCUAUGCACGAAGUGAAUAUCGUGUGACAAAUGUAUCGCAGGAGGUUCGUACUUGCUUUUGAUGUAUUUAUGUAUGUACUUCUUUUAUUGCAAUUUCUGUUGUGUAUAUAGUAUUUUGUAUAGUAAAGUUCUCGUUUUAGUAACGUA
Messenger RNA from Drosophila yakuba, 1467 nucleotides. RefSeq names its product FAD-dependent oxidoreductase domain-containing protein 1. The transcript is spliced from 2 exons. Gene Ontology annotation, cellular component: cytoplasm. Gene Ontology annotation, molecular function: oxidoreductase activity. The record is from RefSeq and is a predicted model, not a curated record. Bases 25 to 1347 code for a protein of 440 amino acids. NCBI's taxonomy places the organism in Eukaryota, Metazoa, Arthropoda, Insecta, Diptera, Drosophilidae.